AGAUGAUGUCGGUGGAAUUGUUGAGUCUGUCGGAUCUGUCAUCGAGAUGUUCAAACUAAAAAAAUCAACAAUCUUAAGGGACUGUCUUCUAAGUUAAAAGUUACGUAUCACAACACAAGAAUUGGAUACAGAAUCAAGAUCUGUUAGGAUUCAUUUUAUUUGGAUCUGGCCAACUCUACUGUUGGUGUUAAAGUUGAUUAAAGGAAAGUUUAUUAACAAAGAUCGAUUUAUUAAAUUACGUCAGAUAUCAUUUAUUAAAAUUUAACUUGAUCGGCAAUCUAAUAACUUUCUGCAUUUAACUUUGAGCAUACCAUCUGGAUAAUCUCUUUCUCUCUAUCUCAAUAUCAAAUAGACAAAUGAAAGUAGUCUUCAUUCAUCCUGAUCUUGGUAUUGGUGGAGCUGAAAGGCUCAUCUUGGACUUGGGAUUAUCGUUGAAAAGAGCUGGCCAUAAUGUUCAUUAUUUAACUGCACACCAUGAUCCUAAUCACUGUUUUCCCGAAACUAAAGAUGGAACUUUACAAGUUACCGAAGUUGCUGGUAGUUUACCAUCUAAUUUAUUUGGUAUAUUUUUUGCUUUUUGUGCAUACCUGCGGAUGAUUUUCAUCGCGAUAUCUUUGGUUUUGAGGUCUAAAUUUUCGCAUCUGGUCGAUUGUGAUUUGAUUAUUGCUGAUCAAGUAUCAGCUCCAAUUCCAUUCAUCAAGAUGCUAUAUCAUUGGCGUCAACAAAAACCCAAAAUACUUUUUUACUGCCAUUUUCCUGAUUUACUCCAAACAUCAAGAACGAACUGGUUUAAAAGAUUGUAUCGAGCUCCUCUCGAUUGGUUUGAGGAAAAGACAACUGGAAUGGCUGAUUGUAUUUUAGUCAACUCUCAUUUCACGGCCUCCGUUUUUAGAGACACUUUUAAAAGUUUAUCUCAUGUAGAACUCGAUGUUCUUUAUCCAGUGUUUAAAUUUUCAACUUUUGAUAGACCAGUUAAAGAUGUACUUUCUAAAGGUCUUCCCCGUUUACCUAACCAAAUAACAACAAUAUUUCUCUCUUUGAACCGAUACGAGAGGAAAAAACGAGUUGAACUUGCCAUUGAAGCAUUAGCUGAUCUUAAAGAUAAACUUUUUGGCCAAGCGAAACUGUAUGGUACCACACAUCUCAUAAUUGCUGGCGGUUAUGAUGAAAAUCAACUACAAAAUGUUGAAUACCACCAAGAGCUCAAAUUACGAGCUAAAGAGCUUGAUGUAGAAGAUGAUGUCACAUUUCUUAAAUCACCUUCAGAUGAAGAUAAGCAUUUACUAUUACACAGUUGCACAGCUGUCCUCUAUACCCCUGAAAAUGAACAUUUCGGAAUUGUUCCAUUAGAAGCAAUGUACAUGAGCAAACCAGUUAUUGCAUGUAAUUCUGGUGGUCCAUUGGAAACAAUUAAAGACGGCGAAACUGGCUUUCUAUGUAAUCCAGAUUCAGCAAGUUUCGCUGAUAAAAUGUAUAAAUUUGUAGUAGAUAAAAGUCUAGCUCGAGAAAUGGGUCGAGAAGGAAGAGAACAUGUAAAGAAAAAUUUUUCUAUUCAACAAUUUGACAAGAAAUUGAUAGGAUUGGUCGAUAAAUUGGUUUCCAAAUAAAUUGAUCAAAUUUACCACAUUAAAAAUUAUUUUCUUAUUUAAUUGUAUUUAAAUAUUUAUCCUUGCCACAACUAUACAUACACGAAAUUAAAUUACACAAACUGAUCAAU
Messenger RNA from Tetranychus urticae (two-spotted spider mite), 1717 nucleotides. It is a transcript of the gene Alg2, whose product is annotated as alpha-1,3/1,6-mannosyltransferase Alg2. Gene Ontology annotation, biological process: dolichol-linked oligosaccharide biosynthetic process. The record is from RefSeq and is a predicted model, not a curated record. NCBI's taxonomy places the organism in Eukaryota, Metazoa, Arthropoda, Arachnida, Trombidiformes, Tetranychidae. Gene Ontology annotation, molecular function: GDP-Man:Man(1)GlcNAc(2)-PP-Dol alpha-1,3-mannosyltransferase activity. Gene Ontology annotation, cellular component: endomembrane system.